Molecule: messenger RNA, 801 nt
Organism: Linum tenue
Lineage: Eukaryota; Viridiplantae; Streptophyta; Magnoliopsida; Malpighiales; Linaceae
Source: the annotation of a GenBank genome assembly
AUGAAAGCUAGGUGUAAGUACUGUCGUAAACCCCUUGGUGGGGAAACAAGUAAUGGAACUUCAAACCUGAGAAACCAUAUCAAAACAUGUAUCCAGAAGAGGAUACAUGAUGGUUCUCAAAAAAUACUUGGCCCCAACUAUCAACCUGGUGGAAAUCCUCAACUCUCUGCUGCUCAAUACAAUAAUGAGGUUUCUAGGAAGGAAUUUUGUUCAAUGAUUCUGGUGCAUGAGUACCCACUUAGCCUUGUUGAUCAUGUGGGUUUCAAACGUUUUUGUUGUUCUCUUCAACCUCAAUUUGCUGUCCCUAGUAGAAACACGGUGAAAAAGGAUAUUCUGGGUCUGUAUGGGGUUGAAAGGUCUAAAUAUCAGAACAUGAUUGAUGGAAACUUGGGCAGGAUUUCAGUGACUGCUGAUUUGUGGACUGCCACAAAUCAGAAAAUGGGGUAUAUGGCAGUAACUGGUCACUUUAUUGACAACUCUUGGAAGCUUCGUAACAUAAUGUUGAGGUUUAUGUAUGUUCCAGCCCCUCACACUAGUCAAAGGCUAGCUGAUAGGUUGUUUGAUUCACUUCUUGAUUGGAAUAUUGCUGGUAAGUUGUCCUCAAUCACACUAGACAACUGUACCACCAAUGAUUCAAUGAUAUUUCAUAUGCGGAAUAAUCUUGUGAGCAGUGAUCUGUUGCUUGAUGGUAAACUUAUUCAUAUGAGGUGUUCAGCUCAUAUUCUGAACUUGAUUGUGAGGGAUGGUUUGGAUGCAAUCAAAGAUGCUAUACAUUUGAUUAGGGAGAGUGUAGUUUACUGA